AUCCCUCUCCCCCUCCCGUUGUGUGUCCCGGCACAGGCAGACGGGGAUGGGUCUGGGGGGCACCAUGGCCCGUGUGGGGGGGAUGGUGGCCCCCCUGGUGCGAAUGUUGGCCGACGUCACCCCGGUGCUGCCGCUCGUCAUCUACGGGGCCGCCCCCAUCGUCUCGGCUGUGGCCACCUGCUUCCUGCCCGAGACCCGCAACGCGCCCCUGCCCGAGACCGUCAAGGACGUCGAGCGGCGGGCGGGGAACCUCGAGGACGACGACGUCGCCGUCCCCCUGAGCAGCACCAAGAGCAAGGACGGCGCCUGAGGGGGGAUUUGGGACCCCCUGGGGGGGAUUUGGGACCCUCUGGGGGGAUUUGGGACCCUCUGGGGGGAUUUGGGACCCCCUGGA
Messenger RNA from Parus major (Great Tit), 394 nucleotides. Its product is annotated as solute carrier family 22 member 6-A-like. Lineage: Eukaryota; Metazoa; Chordata; Aves; Passeriformes; Paridae. The transcript has 2 exons. The record is from RefSeq and is a predicted model, not a curated record. Bases 47 to 310 code for a protein of 87 amino acids.